Lactuca virosa is the source of this 1477-nucleotide messenger RNA. The record is from the annotation of a GenBank genome assembly. NCBI's taxonomy places the organism in Eukaryota, Viridiplantae, Streptophyta, Magnoliopsida, Asterales, Asteraceae.
CUCUACGACACUCCCAACAAUUUUAUUUUCCUCUGUUUCUUGUUUCGAAUACCAAGAACAUAAGAGGGCUGUAAUCGUUCUAAACAUUUAUAGAAAACAAGAAGGGAAUGGAAAAGCUACAGAGAUUGUUUCAUGGGUAUCGUUCAAUAGGGUUCAUGCUUGUAAUGGGAGUAAUCAUGGGAGUUGUUUACUUUUGUGGAGAUAAUAGUGGAAUAAGGUUUGAUGUUAUUGGAGAAGCGAAAAAUGGCGGAUGAUUAUUCGUUUGAAGGUUGUGAUUUGUUCAACGGGAGUUGGGUUUAUGAUAACAAAUCGAGACCAUUGUACAGAGAGAAAGAGUGUUCUUUCAUGGCGGAUGAUUAUGCUUGUCAGGAAUUUGGAAGAAAAGAUUCCGAGUAUCAGUUCUGGAGAUGGCAACCCCAUGGCUGUGACCUUCCCAGGUUUAAUGGAACAGCACUGUUGGAGAAGCUAAGGGACAAGAGGGCUGUUUUUGUUGGGGACUCAUUAGGAAAAAAUCAUUGGAUUUCGCUCCUUUGUCUUAUUGACUCAUGGAUCCCUGAACCUUCUCAUAAGGUUGCAGAAUGGCAUGGUUCAUUGAUUACUUUCAGAGCAUCUGAAUUCAAUGCGUCUAUUGAUUUUUAUUGGGAACCGUUGUUGGUGGAAUCAAACUGCGAUGAUCCUGUUCAUCAUCGUGUACAUGAUCGAAUCAUGAAGAUUGAGAGCAUCGAAAGGCAUGCCAAACAAUGGAUUGAUGCUGACAUGCUAAUUUUUGACUCGUAUACAUGGUGGCUAGAGCCUAAUAUGACACUCUUGUGGGGAUCAUUUGAAAAUCCUAAUAGAACUUCAAUAGAAUCCGGAAGGGUAAGGCGAUACGAGAUGGCUCUAAAAACAUGGUCGAAUUGGUUGGACACUCACCUUAACCGCACCAAGACAAAAAUGUUCUUCAUAAGCCUCUCACCCGAUCACAAAGAGGGUGGAGAUUGGGGAAAACCGAUGGGAGAAAAUUGCUUCAAUGAAACGGAGCCGAUAAUGGAACAAGGGUAUUGGGGAAAGGGAACGGAUACCGAUUUGAUGAGAACAGCGCAAUCAAUAGUACAAGAUCUUGAAAAGAAAGGGUUAGAGAUUGAACUUUUGAAUAUAACACAACUUUCACAGUAUCGGAAAGACGGACACCCGUCUAUUUACAAAAGGCAUUGGGUUCCUCCAACGGAAUCGGAAUUGGCGAAUCCGAUUCCGUAUUCAGAUUGUACACAUUGGUGUCUUCCGGGUGUACCUGAUGUUUGGAAUGAGAUCCUUUAUACUUACAUACGUUAUAAACUAUAAAAUUUGAUUGUUUGUUGAAAAGUAUACAUAUAGAAAGCCUAAAAUACAAUCCGUAUAUUGAGUUUCACAAAGAGAGAUUUUAUGUAAUAGAUUAAUGAAAACAUGGUAUGUACAAAAUUUUCGAAUGAAUCAAAAUGAAAGGUCCAGUUACCCCCCC